AUACAUAUACUGCUCACUUCGUGUUAUUUACUUUAAUUUGUCAUAAUAUUCUGUUGAAUUCAAGCUGUUUGUUUUGAAUAUUGUUAUCAGCUGAUUAAGAUAAAUAAUGGACAUAGAAGACGAUUUGGAAAUUCUUGAAGAUAAAACCCAGCAGUACUUACUGGCAAAAUUCGAAGAGUUGAAGCUUCAAAACGAAGAAUUGCAAGCUGAACUGAACGACAACCAGCAAGAACUAUCUAAAUCUACUUUCCACGAUGGCAAUUCGCUACAGAUUUCUGAUAUAUGGAAAAGGAUACUUAGCUAUAAAUGCGUGUUGGGCUUUGAGGUAAAUUCUCCUGAGGGCCUAAAGAAUGUCAAUCUAAUGCUCACUAUUGAUAAUGAACCGAAUUUAACUUACACCAUUAAAAUAUUUCAAUUAUCCAACGAGGAGAACGGAGAGAGCGCGAAAGAUUCGCGGUAUUGCAGGAAGGAUGAGUUAAUUUCUAAAUCAAUUUACAGAUUUAACGAAAACAGUUGCGAUAAUGCAAAACACGUUUUUGUGACUGCUUCUUUUGAUUUUCCUCCGUUUCUACAUAAGCAUAUUUAUGUAAUACAUGGCAAUAUUCAGUGCGGCACAAAAGCAAAAAAAUUAUUUAACUGUCCUUUUCCAAGAGUGGAGUUUUCUGUAGACGACGCUUUACAAAAUAGUUUAUGUUACGAAAUUAAUUCAAUGUCAACUCUUUUAACUUCCGUGUCGUGCUAUAAUGUUAGAGAAUUUGCUUUGAAAACAACUGAGUUCCCAGUUGAUUAUCGAAGUGCACUUCAAUCCCAUUGUCCAUUAACUUAUGUACCAUUUAAAUCUGGAGGGUAUUUUCUAUCCGAUAAAACUCCAUUAUUUGGCCAUUUAUCAAUCGUUAUUUUGAAUGUGUACACAUUUGAAAACCAUAGCAUUCUCAACUUUAAAAUUUUCGCGGAAAAAAGACAACAGUACGUUUUACUUACUCAUUCCAUACUUCAAUGCUUGAAGAAUAUUGUUGACGACAAUCGUCCUAGAGCAGUUAAUCAUGAUUUUGAGCUUAUUCAACGUGAACAUGAGACAACACGAACAUUGAAUGAUUUUAUAACAGAACUGAAAGAGGAAUGUGACAAUUUAUCAGGGUUUUUUGAGAAGAGUUUAUUGAAUGCCAGAUUACUGCUUAAUGAUAUUGAAAGUAAAUCAGAUUCCACUUAUGCACAAGUUCGUGUUGAUGGGUAGGCCAUAUUCAUGUCAGAUUACGCGACUGUAAAUAUAUGAGCUAAACGUUCGUUAAAUAUAAAUAAUCCUUUGUUACGUUUAUUGCUGAUGUAUUUCAAUAUUUUUUAAAUAAAAUAUGUGAUAAUUGCCUUA
Messenger RNA from Dendroctonus ponderosae (mountain pine beetle), 1366 nucleotides. RefSeq lists its product as uncharacterized. The transcript is spliced from 2 exons. NCBI's taxonomy places the organism in Eukaryota, Metazoa, Arthropoda, Insecta, Coleoptera, Curculionidae. Bases 107 to 1234 code for a protein of 375 amino acids. The record is from RefSeq and is a predicted model, not a curated record.